UAUAAUUUUAUUAAAGAUAUGAUAAAUAAGAAAAACAUGUUAAUGUAUUUAUAUAAACCAGAAAAAAUUGUCACCAAAAUUUUAAAUUGGAUAAGAUGAAGAAUAAUAGUAGUUUAUAUAAUUUCAAAUUUGUAAUAGUAUUUUAAAAAGUUACUUUUAUCUAGUUGUUAGUGUGCCCAUUUAAAAGGGUAUCACAACAUGGUUUGAGUUCCGGAAUGAACAUAUUUUUUAAAAAAAAAUAGAUAUAUAUAUAUAUAUAUGUAUAUAUAAACGACGUCUUCUUAUCUUGUUAACGGUUGACUAACUUCUGUUAGAGUCAAUGUAGAUUUAUGCACCUUUUAAGAAGUUCAGGUAGUUUUUCUUAAAUUAUACUUAAGUUGAGGCCGGUUUUGACACUACCCAUUUGUUCGGGUCCUAUUUGGCACGACUGAGAGUGUUGGGGUCGAAAUUGGCAUUUUUCCUCGUAUAUCAAAACGACGUCGUUUUAUCUUGUUAACGGUUGACUAACUUCUGUUAGAGUCAAUGUAGAUUUAAGCACGUUUUAAGAAGUUCGGGUAGUUUUUUCGAAUUAUAAUUGAGUUGAGGUCGUAUUUGGUACUUAUCAAUUGUUCGGGUCGUAUUUGGCACGACUGAAAUAGUUGGAGUCGAAAUUGACACUUUUCCCUUCGUUUAAUAUCCAAUAACUUUGCAGGCCAGGACAAAAUCAUUUUAAAUUGGGAUUAUAUUUUAGACAAAUAUCACAAAAUUAGACAACCCCAAUGUACUAAGUGGGGUUGCACCUCUUCUUAUUCUUCUUUGUUUUUAGUAGUACAUUUUUUUCACAUAUAUAAUCUCUAUAUAAAUCUUAACUUCUGUAUAGUCUUUCAUAAACUACAAAAAAAAAAAAUAUAUAUAUCCUUAACAUUUGCACCCAAAAAAACAAAGAUAUAUGGAUAACAAAAAUGAUUCAUCUAAAUCACUUACUGGACCACACUUUCUGUUCGUGACAUUUCCAGCACAAGGCCACAUCAACCCAUCUCUCGAGCUCGCCAAGCGCCUCGCCGGAACAAUAACCGGAGUUCGAGUCACCUUCGCAGCCACAGACUCCGCCUAUAACCGAUGUAUGCUCUCCAAAGAAAACGUCCCUGAAACAUUAGUCUUCGCCACGUACUCCGAAGCCCACAAAGACGACAUCAAAUCAUCUACUUCCACCGACAGAUCCCGCGAAUACAUGUCUGCUACGAGACGCCGUGGCAGAGAAACCCUAACCGAACUAAUCGAAGAUAACCGGCGUCAAAACCGGCCUUUUACCUGCGUGGUUUACACCAUCUUCCUCCCUUGGGUCGCUGAGCUGGCUCGUGAGUUUCACAUCCCUUCUGCUCUUCUCUGGGUCCAGCCGGUAACUGUCUUCUCCAUCUUCUACCACUACUUCAAUGGCUACGCAGAUGCAAUCUCAGAGAUAGCUACUAACGACCCUUCUGGUUCUAUUAAGCUACCCUCUCUGCCACAGUUCCGUCUCCGAGAUCUUCCCACAAUAAUCUUCCGUCCAGACGCAUAUUCAUUUCUUGUACCGGCGUAUCAAGAUCAGAUAGAUUCACUGAAGCAAGAGGAAAACCCUAAGAUCCUCGUGAAUAGUUUCCAAGAGCUUGAAGAAGAAGCUCUCAGCGCAGUACUUGAUAACUUCAUGAUUGUCCCCGUUGGUCCAUUGAUAACCACUAGGGCCGAUGACUCUGGGAUUGAUGAUAAAUACAAGCAGUGGUUGGAUGCAAAAACGGAUUCGUCUGUAAUUUAUAUUUCCUUCGGGACGCUUGCCGUGUUGAGCAAGAAACAGCUUGCAGAGGUCUGCAAGGCCUUGAUAGAGAGUCGGAGGCCGUUUCUGUGGGUGAUUGCGGAGAAGUCAUUCAGAAGUAAAGAAGAUGGGGAAGAGAAAGAAGAGGAGGGCAUAAAGAGUUUCAGAGAAGAGCUGGAUGAGAUAGGAAUGGUGGUUUCUUGGUGCAAUCAGUUUAGCGUUUUGAAGCAUAGAUCAAUAGGUUGUUUCGUGACGCAUUGCGGGUGGAACUCGACGCUGGAGAGCUUGGUCGCCGGAGUUCCGGUGGUUGCGUUUCCGCAGCGGAUUGAUCAGAUGACGAACGCCAAGCUUCUAGAAGAGUCUUGGAGGACAGGUGUGAGAGUGAUGGAAAAGAAGGAAGAUGAAGAAGUUGUGGUGGAGAGUGAGGAGAUACGGCGGUGCAUUGAGGAAGUGAUGGAGGAGAAGGCGGAGGAGUUUAGGAGAAACGCGGCGAGGUGGAGAGAUAUAGCGGACGAGGUGGUGAGAGAAGGAGGAUCUUCCUUUAAUCAUCUCAAAGCUUUUGUCGAUGAGCACAUGUGAGAUUCUAUCUUCAAGAAUUCAAUUCUGUGAUUUCCUUUUAGUUUCCAAAUUUAUUCUCGUCGGUUAUGUUUUAAAAUUUUCAGUUUCUUCUUGGGAUGAAAUGUAUUUUCCUGGGGUAAAAUGUUAAGAUUGGGAUGAAAUGUUUACACCAUAUGGUAUAAACUACUAUGGAUGUUUGAUUGUUGAUUUUAAAUAUGUUGAAACUUAAAUA
Molecule: messenger RNA, 2558 nt
Organism: Brassica rapa (field mustard)
Lineage: Eukaryota; Viridiplantae; Streptophyta; Magnoliopsida; Brassicales; Brassicaceae
Product: UDP-glycosyltransferase 75D1-like
Molecular function (GO): quercetin 7-O-glucosyltransferase activity; quercetin 3-O-glucosyltransferase activity
Source: RefSeq, a predicted model, not a curated record